Neurospora tetraspora is the source of this 1334-nucleotide messenger RNA. RefSeq lists its product as uncharacterized. Gene Ontology annotation, molecular function: protein-lysine N-methyltransferase activity. Bases 275 to 1123 code for a protein of 282 amino acids. The transcript has a single exon. The record is from RefSeq and is a predicted model, not a curated record. NCBI's taxonomy places the organism in Eukaryota, Fungi, Ascomycota, Sordariomycetes, Sordariales, Sordariaceae.
UGUUUCGCAAAACAACAGUCUGCCUCACCCUGCUGGACAAUUGGCUCGUGUCUUUGAAUUAUUAUUGAGAAAGAGAAUAUAGUCGCUGGUGAUGGUAAAGUGAGACCACGUUGAGUUACAACUCCCAAGUUGCCAGCCGGUCACAUGACCGUGAAUCUUGCAGUGGGUUUCAGCGUUUUGGGUGCCAUUUUCAUCUUCACAGUGUUGUGCUUCAAAGUUUUCAGGUGUGCAUAACUUACUGCAACAAACUCCAAAUCCGAAAACUUCAUCCACCAUGUCGAAAUCUGACGAGGUUGUCAACCAAGUUCCCGAAGAUGAGGGCUCUGACAUCGAGGCCGGCGGGCUCUUCGAGGACCCCCCUGACUUCUACCCUCCUUCGCCUCCCCCGACUACUGAGCACUACACCAUGAAGAAUGGCGACGACAUUACACUGCACCUUGUCGGCCACAGCCCUCUCGAGGCUCACACCCUUUGGAACGGAGCCGUCAUCAUCUCACAGUACUUUGAGGAGCACCCCGAGGAGGUCAAGGACCGGACCGUCCUUGAAAUUGGCGCCGCUGCCGGUUUGCCCAGCUUGGUGGCUGCUGUGCUUGGAGCCAAGAAGGUUGUCGUGACCGACUUCCCGGAUCCGGACAUUGUGGAGGUUAUGUGGAAGAACAUCCGUGGCUGCCCCAUGUUGGCUGUCGACCGCGAGGAGGAUCGCAACAUUGUUGCGGACGGCUACGUCUGGGGCGCCAAGCAGGCUCCAUUGCUCGCCCACUUGGGUGAACAGAAGGAGGGAGAAAUCGGGUUCGAUAUUCUGAUCUUGGCCGAUCUUCUUUUCCGUCACUCGGAGCACAGCAAGCUGGUCGACACCAUCCAGUUCACACUGAACAAGAAGCCCGGCAGCAAGGCGUUCGUUGUCUUUACCUCGUACCGCCCAUGGCUCCAGCACAAGGACUUGGCUUUCUUCGAUCUGGCCCGCGAGAGAGGCUUCAUUGUGGACAAGUUCCUCGAAGUCAAGACCGAGAAGCCUCUGUUCGAGAACGACCCUGGUGAUGAGGAGAUUCGCAAGACCGUCACUGGCUGGACUGUGCGGUGGCCGACCGAGGAGGAGAAGGCGGCGGCCAAGGCGGACGCAUGAGCUUGAUUCCCAAGCUGAGCGGAAGUCGAGAGCAUUACAAGAGCGGUGCUCGAAGAAUCGACAUCAUUUCAAAAUACGAUCUAGACAAUGAUACCCAUAUUGGCGGCCAGCCUGUCGAAAGGCAAUCCAACUUGGACCAGUUCCUUUGCCCAACGAUUUUUCGUUCCUGGUGAUUUUCGACCCACGGGCCCACGAGUCGCGUUGUACUUGC